GCAUAUCUUGGCAGCCAUUUUGAUGGAAGACAUUUGCAAUCUAAAAAUAUUUCAAAUAUUUUGAUAAAACAUCAUAAUAAUAAACGAUGUGACAGGAUUAUAUCAGUCACUUACUUUUACUCCGCUUAGGAGAUAAUGUAUGAAGGAAAAAAUAUCCAUUAUUCCUCAUUUGACAAGAAACCACUUUGUUCCUUCAGUACAAAAGUAUGUAAUCAACAUCGCUUGAAUGGCUAUGCCUUUUGUGUACGACAUAUCUUAGAGGAUCCCACAGCACCUUUCAGAAGAUGCUCUUAUGUUGCUAAAUCUAGUGGACAAAAAUGUACCCAGGCUAUUCCAAAGCAUGAAGACCGAGAGUACUGCAAUAACCAUAUGCAGGUUCUUGGAAUGAUACCUAGAAAAGAAAAGAAGGUGAAGAAAGAUAAAAUUACAGAAAAUAUGUUGUCCGAUGUAAAGAUACCUUUCCAAGAUAGAGUUAAGUCACGAUUCAAUAUUAACAAGCUUCAAAAUGACAAUGUUUUGCACUCAAACCCUGCAGAUGACCCAGAUGAUCCGUAUGCAUUUCCAGACUCAUCAGGAGACUCAAAAAUCAUUACAACAAUUGUACAGCCCACAACACCAUCGUCAGCAGGGGAUUCCCCUUCAUCUGCAUAUCAUCCGUUUGCUAAGUCACCAGGUGACUCCUGCGGCAGUGGGUCAUCUAUUGCAAAAUUUUACCCAGAGUUGGCUGAAAAAUUGGAAAAAAUUAGACCAAAGAAUGAUGCUUUAAAGCUGAAAGACAAAGGAAAAGACAAAAGUUCAAGAACCUUGAAUAGUUUACAAACAAGAAUAGCUCAGAAUAGAAUAAAGUCAAAGCGAAGGGGUACACAAGAUUCUUCGUCUCAAUCACAGUCUCCUUUGCAUUUAGGGAAAUCCCCAUUACACCCAGGAUCGUUAAAUGACAUAUAUUCAGGUUUUGCUAAUCACAUUGAUUUGGAGAAGCCACAGAAAACUCCUCCUGCUUACAAUCAUUUUGAUGGUUCUCCAACUGAGCCUACGAAAAGUGCUAAUAUUCCGGGAAUAGAAUUGAAAAGGCCUCCACCUUCAUACUUUAGACAACCAUUUGACAGAGCUCCUAUCAUGGCAUCUGUAAAUUCACCAGUUGUUUCUAUUGAAGAAAAGGUUGUGAAGACACCUCCUACUGUCAGUUCACAAAAGCCAGUUCAGUCAAUCAAUCAUAGUGUUCAGAUGGAAAUUCCACAUGGAACCCCUUUACAAUCAUUACCUGGUAUGUCUAACAGACUGCCCAUUCCAAAUAUGCCAAAUGCAUUUAACCUGGAUAUGGCAACAUCUUUGCCAAACUUUGCUGCCUACUUACAGGCCAUGCAAAACAAGAAUUCAUUUUUAUCAGGAGUGCCACCACAAUUGAUUCCUUCAUUGAACCUCCAGCCUGGAUCAGUUCCAUUUAUAAACCUAAAUUCAGCAUUAGCUGCAGGUAAUUUAAACCAAAAUGUUGGAGAAAAGUUGGUUUCACCUCAAUCCAUUCCACAGCCAGACAUUAUUAAAAGGCCAUUACCACCACCACCGCCAUUAUUAUCACCUUCAGGUCUUACCAAUAUAUUUCCAGCAGUUUGUGGAGGCUCUACAACUACGACAUCCGUUACAUUUACAGCCCCGUCACAACCGAUUAGACCACCACCUCCGCCAUACAGCAGUGCUGUGGCUCAGGCACUAAACAAGCCUCCUGUUGUAGCCGUAGCCCCUAGUAAAACAACAUUUACAAAACCUGUAUUGAAUGUGAUACCUAGUGUUAACCCUUCACUUAUGUCUGCCAAGCCGGCAAAGAUGAAGCAUGUUCUCUCUGAACAGGAAAUUGACAAAAAGAUCAAGACAGAAAUGGCCAAGAAGUACUACAAUGCUUACCUCAAGAGGAAAAUCUACAACCAUUCUCUGUUGAAAGCUGGCAUAGACAGUUCAGAUGAUUCUAGUGAUGAUGAGAAUAAUGGUUUGUUACCAUGGCAACCUAAAUGGUUUUGUGCUUCAUCUGAUGAAGAAGGGAUGGACGAAGAAGAAGAUCAAAAUGAUGUUAUUCGAACAACCAAGCUUGCAUUAUUGCGGGCCAGAUUACGGAGACAUUGUUCCCAGUCUCGGAAAGCCUUUAAAGGGAAUGUUCAUGAACAAGGGUCCAGUAAAUCAGCUACCAUGUCACUUAUACAGUCUGCUAGAGAGAGUGGUAAAGCUACAGUUUGUGUCAUAAAGGAGAAAACACAUGAACCACAACCAAGAGUUUUUAGGUACAAAAGACGAGGUUUGGAUAGAAGACAGUGUCUCUACAAGAAUGAUGAGGAAGAACAGUGUCCAAAUUCAGUUGUUCCUUGUGCUAAUCAUUGUCUUAAACAUAUCAUGUACAAUAUUGACCAGCAGUUAUUUGACUACUGUACAGCCAAGACCUUGGACAAUGUACAGUGUUGUAUUCCUGUGAUAGAUAUCAGCCAUGAACUACCUCUCUGUGUUAAACAUGCCAGGGAAGUUGAUGACAGUUACAAGUUAGAGGAAGAAGAAAUCAAACCUAAAAGACCCCGUAAGAAGACAAAACCCUCAGCUCUAACACGACCUCCAAAGAAAGGAAAGAAGAAAAAGAAUCAGAGAAAAUCUACAGUACUUCAAACUAAUAUGGACAGUAUGGAUACAACAGAAGAGCCACCAACUGCAUCAGAAUCAGUUAUCUCAGGAGAUGUGGAAAUGGAUGCUAAUUCUGGUAGUGGAAGUGAAGAGUCAGACGAAGGGGAGACAACUACACCUCAGGUCAAAGAUCAGAGUUCAAAACCUCCAAGUCCUGUGCCUGUACCUGCUUUUGCUCCUGUAAAGGUUCAGGUGACAAAACCACAGACACUGUCAUCACCACUUACUCGUCCACUAACAGUGACAAGACCAAAAGUAGUGCAACACAAAGAUUUCUUGGGUGAAUUACCUGAUAGUGUAUUGGCAGCCAACUUGCCAGCAGACUUGAAUUUGAACAAAGGACUAGAGCUGCCUUUAGAACAGGCUUCCAGGUUGUUAGAAGAACAUGAUUUCCAAGAUGUGCUCAACAAAAUUCCAGAUGAUACAUUUGAUAUGUUUUCAGGUGGAAAGAAUGGUGAACCAACAAAAGAAGAAAUGGAUGAACUUGAAAGGCAUCUAGCUGCUGCAAACAUGGAUCUAAACUCUGCCCAGGAAGCAUUAAGUACUGUAACAGACUAUGACGAUCAGAUCAGAAUUUUAGCCUCCAUUUUAACUAAUCAACCAACUUCUCAUAUGGGUGGUGAUGUGGUGAAUGGCACAACAGAUGAACAUGCACAGGAAAACAUCAACAUGAUUGCCAAUAGUUUGGCCUCCUCACAUUCAACAAAUACCAUGGUUUCUUCUGGUCAAGUAUUUCAGCAAAAUCAAAUUCCACAGUUUCUUAUUUCUCAUCAGAAUAACCAAGCAAGUUCUUUGCAUCAUUCUACUGUUAUGAACAAUAUGGCUACAGUAAACAUUGGAAGGGGUCAAGGCCAUCAACUCUCUCAAGGUCAAGGCCAACAACGUGGAAGUCCUGGACCAAUUCAUUCUCAACAGAUGAGUCCUGUCAACAAUCAGAUGAGGAGUUCACAUCGAGGAAGUCCAGUCGGUCAAGUAAACCAUCAAGGAAGUCCAGUUGGUCAAGUUAAUCACCAAGGAAGUCCAGUUGGUCAGGUUAACCACCAAGGAAGUCCAGUUGGUCAGAUUAACCACCAAGGAAGUCCAGUUGGUCAAGGUAACCACCAAGGAAGUCCUGUUAGCCAGCAAGCUGGUCAGGUGCAACGCGUGCAGAGUCCAAGUACACCACAUCCUGGUAGUCCAGUCCAAAAUAUCAAGAUGCCAGUUCAGGUGGCUAAUUCUAUUCACCAAUCUAAUGUUCACAGUGUACAGAAUAUUGUACAUCAUUUAAAACCUGGUACUGUCUUACCGCCUGGAAUUGGAAAUGGAAUACAACUUCAAAAUCUUCAAUCAGUUGGGCAUCGUCCAAUGCUUGUUCAAACUGUAAAUUCAAAUAUAGGCCAGUCUGUUUCACGUGCCUCAGGACAGCAAGCUUAUUCUCAUCCAAAUCUGUCAGAAAGGAUAAAUAGUGUUCAAACCUCAAUUCACAUGUCACCAUUAGUACAAACAGCUGGUCACCAAUCAAACUUGAUUCAUGGUAGUAUCAAUCAACAGUUGAAUCUUGCUCUUCCAGGAAGUGUGCUUCAUCAAAAACUUAUUCAACAAGCAAGUUUAGGAAACUUAUCAAAUAAAGCCCAUAUUCAACAAAACUUGUCAGGAAAUGUGCAGUAUUGUGUAACUACUAUGGGGAAAACUACUAACCAGUCUGAUGUUUUGUCUUCAAAUGUAAUACAAUCACCCCAUGUUUCAUCACAAGGUCAUGUGACAGGAAAUGUGCAAUCUACAUCCCAUAAUGCUUCAUUGCCAUAUCAUAUUUACCAAAGUAACCAUCUGAUACAACAGUCCCUAGGACAACAGUCUAAAAUAUUAUCAAGUAUCACAAAUGUUGGGACCAAAACAACUCCUGUUUUACAACAGACUAAAGCGGCCAUUUCAACUUCUGUGCCAACAAAAGGCACUUCAAGAACUGCCUUUCAAAAUGGAUUCCCUGCUCAAAGUGCUCAGUUUACAAACAAUGAUGUAAAUAGUGGAAAGUAUGUGAUGUCUGCUGCUCAUGGGGUGCAGAACUGUACUGAUCAACAGUUGUUACAAAAUAUAGCCCAAACCCUGGUCACAGCACCACAUCACAUUCCACCGACUUUUGAAAAUCCAAAAAAAACUCAAAUCACUUCACAAAGGAUAGCACAGACUGGAACUGGUUCUUGAUAUUGACUGAGAUAUUAUUUUAUGUAUCUUUCCAAUUUUACUUUGAAGAUAACAGUCUUUUAAAAAAUGUCAUAUUCUUUCAAAUCAUGUAAACAAUUUCGGUUUGUUUUAUCUACAAAAGGCUGACUGGUUGGUAUAUAUGUUAAUGUAACUAUGUCUCAUUGUGAUAAUUGUAUUAAAAAAAGAAUUGCAUUUAUAUUUUUAUAUACAUUCAGAUUAUUAAUUUACUAUAGUAAUUGCUAAUUCUUUUUCCAUUUAUUUUCAUUCAUUCCAUGAAAAGGUCUAUGUAAAGUUUUAAAAUAGAUUUUUAAUUCUGAUAAACAUACAACAUGUGCAAUGUGCAAAGAACACUUUUAAGUUGAUAAUUUUUUUUAUUUUAAAUAGGUUUUUUUGGUCUUUUAUUAAGUUUUCAAUUUUUUUCAAUCGUCCAAAUUUCCCAGAUCUUACCCAAAAAAAAUAGAGCCAGUGUGUUUGUGAAACAACUUAUUAUAAUGGUGAUUCAUAUUAGAACAGUAACAAUUGUUAUGUAUGUUUGUUGUUUUUAAUAGCGAAAAAAAAUAAAGUGAAAAAAUUAAACAAACCAAAUUUUUACAUAGACCUAGUGUGAAAGUGUACUUUUAUAUCAUUCAUCCUGUUGAUGUAUUUUUUGGUGCUAUAUUUUAAUGUUUUUAUAUAUUGCUUUCACCAAUAUCAGAAUCUCAUUUUGUUAAAGAUAUCUGUAUUACAACUCUUGUUUCUUUUCAUGCUUACGGCACACUUGUUUCAAUUUGAAGACUUGCAUUUUUUUUCAAUUUUGAAAAAUGGAAAAGAAGUUUAUUAUUCAUAAUUAUAACAUCAAUUAUUCUAUUAUACAAAAUGCAAGCUAUUUAUUGAAUAAAUGGUUUAAUUAAAAAUAUGAAAUGUGAGGUUGACCAUUAAAUCUAUCUAAGUAUCAAACUUGGUGAGUUUAGUCAAAAUAAAUGUGUAAUAUAGACAAUCAAAUCAUUGAACAGGUUAUAAUUGAAAAUGCCUUAACCCAUAUGUUUUAUGUGGCUUCAUCUAAAUUUUGUUCUUCAGCAAAAACAAGAAAACACACUCAUUUAACAUGUUUAAAUUACCUGUAAUGAUGUAAAUUCUUAUUGCCAGAAUCUGUUUAUUAAGGUCAUAUGUACAAAAUGUAAUGGUUUUGGAGCAAUCAUGUCUGUAAACCCUAGCAUAUGACCCUUAUUAAAUACUAAACGAAUUUCAUCAUUUUACAUGUUUGUUGAAAAGCAUUUAUUUUAAUAUUAUCUUGCAGGCAUUUGUUCCACAAUUACACUUAUUUUGAUUGAGUAAAAAAUUUAUUAAGGUUUUCGAAAACAUAAAGUCACAAAUAUCUGGACCAAGAGCAUGAAGAGGAGAUAAAAUCUUAUUGACUGGUUGAUUUAUUCUGAAAAUUGUUAACAUGAGGUUUUGUGAAUACCAUUACAAUGGGACGACAGUUAAAGAGAUUUAUUGGGGGUAAAAUACACUUAUUAUACUUUUAAUUGCAAAUCAUGUUUAAGAAAUUCAAAAUGAAAUUGAGAAUGGAAAUGGGAAAAUGUCAAAAGAGACAACAACCUGUCUAGAGUGUAAAAGACAAACAGUUGAAGGCCACCAAUGGGUCAAAAAGUGUUUGCAAACUUUUUUUAGAGUCAAUAAUUGGUAAAAGAUAUGCCUCUUUUUAAUUAAACAUUGUAUUCCAAUGACUAGCUGUAAAUUUCUUUGUACCAGAUGUUUUGUCUAUGUAUUAAUGUGAUUUGGAAAUAAUAUUAUUACUAUUUAAAAGACAGUUUUACCUACAUGACCUAUAUUUAUAGUUCUGUUGUCAUAGGUGAUAUGUAUUUAUUUGUUGAUAAUUUAAUCUGUGUAUGGAACAAAGGCAGCAUAAUUUUAUGGCUUGUGUAAUAACCACAUUAAUUUUCAUCGUCACUAAAUAUUAAUGGGUAAAGAUUGUAUUCUUUUCUGCAUUCUGACUAAACUACAACACUUCUCUAACCUUUUUUUGUUUUUUGCUUUAAUAUCCAUUUUAUCCUUGAUUAUUUCAUUUUCUGUCUGGAAGCAUUGCAAAAAAUUAUUAUUAGUUUAUGCUUAACAAGUCUCUUACUGCUUCAUCGUUAUAACUUAUAGGCAAACUGUUUUCAAGCAAUGCCAUUGUUUAGAUCUACAUGUAAAUAAGUGCUCAUCUGACUUUGAUAAGGGAUAUUCUUUUCUAUUUACAUCUACCAUUGUCAACUACAUGUACUUCUUUUUCUUCUAUAUGUAUAUACUUCCAAUUAUGGAACACCUCCGCAACGGAUAUUAUCCAGACAGGAGUUACAUUAUAAUUAAGGCUUAAUUCAAAUUGUUUUCAACUUUCACACAAGCUAAGGGGGUCAAGACAUUUCUAAGUGUUAACUUUAUUGUCACAAGUCAGAAUAUAAAUGAUAUGAAACUUCAUGUGGUUAUUUAGAAGUCUAGAUUUCUCAAAAGGUGAAUUGUAGAUGAAUAUUAUAUUGUUAAUUGAAUGUUUUCUCCUCACCUAUUGAGCUAGACAGUUGAGAUGACAAGUGGUUUUCUAUUCAAUGUUGUUAUAUGGUUGUACAUAAUAUAAUUAAGACAUGUAAUGUGCUUAAUGUUGGAACAUAAUUAUAACUAUUAUUUAACUCUAGUCUGUCUGACGUAAACAGAUUGUUUCUACUCUUUAAAAUGUGUUGGUAAUAUGACUUGUAAAUGUCUGAAUUCUUGGAAGUGAGAGUUUGAGUGCGUCAGCUAAAAUAUUUCAUAGAAAUGGCAUUUAUUUUUGUAUCUACACAUUGGCAAAUUAUUAAUUUACUUAUUAGGAUUUGUUAUAAAAUUAAAAUUACAUUUUGUAAAUAUAUUUAUCAGUAUUAAAUUAUUCCAAUUCAGAUUUUUUUUUAGCUAUUCUUGUUUUAUGGUUAAACCACAGCUUUUUUCAAAAGUAUAAUUGCUUUGAAUAAUGGCGAUCAAGGUGCACAUUUUAAAGAGUAGCAUAAUUAUAUAAAAGAGCCGUUUUAUAUUUUUUUAAUUUAGAUUUAUUAGUGCAUUGUUUCGUUAUGUGAUAGAUUUUGUUUUUAUUUUGUUACUUUUGGUGUGAAUGUUAACAUUAUUAUCUGAAAUUUUAACAGUACUGAUUUACCUCAGAAAAGUAUAUAUAUAUUUGUUGUAGAAAGACCUCAGAACAGUCUAUAAUUGUUGUUUGAUGUAAUAUUUAGAAGUAAGAUAUGUUCUGUUUUGAAAGAAAAUCUAUAUGCUUCAAAUUAUGAAUUAUCUAUUGAACUGUUAAAAUUAUAUCACAUGUUCUUCUGUACCCAUGGGAGAUAAAUAAGUUACAGAAAACAGGUAAACUACUCUUAAAGAAAGAAAUGGAUUUAGGACUGUCUCAUUGAUGUAUACACCAUCUAUCAUGUCUAUACCCUACAUCUUUUCCUUUACUUUUUGCAUAUUUGAUUUUCGUUUACCAUUUUAAUAAGAUUUACUAUGAUUUUAUAAAAAUUAUAUUGCAGUUAUUUCAUUUGAAAGAAAUUCUUAUUUGCAAAGUGAAUAACAUGAAACUCUAAUUGAAUAGGAAAUUUAUUCUAUUUAGUUGAGAAUUAAAAUCAAGAGUUGUUUGUAACUUUUAUACAAAAAAGUAAAUCAGGAAUAAAUAUAAAAAUAUGCUUAGAUAUUUACAAAACCCUUUUCUCUGUAUAUCUUUCCUAAGAUAAUGUAGUCUCUAUUUUGUUUAUGCAUUACUUUAUAGUUCUUUACCCUUUUGGAGUCUGUAUUUUGAUCAAGUUUAACUCAAAUAAGUAACUCAAUAAUCUUGAAUAUUAUUUUCAGAAAAAAUAUUUAAAUCUGACCAAACAAAAUAUAAUAAUAUCAAGUUGUUGGAUUUGGUUUGUCCUUUAUCAAUUUAAUAAGGAAAGUCUUCCUUAGCAAGCUUAUCAUUUCACUCUGAUAGGUAGUAAAAUAAAAUAAAAUAUAAGUGUAUGAUCUAUGUUUUUAUCUGUAAUUUUAGACUGCCAUACAUUUUGAACUACACUUGAGAACAGUCCUAAUUUCCUUUUCUUUCUCCCUAUUAAAUUGCAUAUUUGAAAGUUAUUGCAUUGUGUAAGUAUGCUGUUAUUUAGAGUCCUAAAUUUAAAAAAAAUAUACCCCUUAACAGAUGGACCGUGAAUAAGAUUUUCUGACUUUUCUAUGUCUAAGCAAGAAACAUUUAAACCACAUUUAUUAUUGCUUAACAGAAAGACGAAAGAUUUUAAACCUUGCCUUAGAAUACAAAUAUAAGUAUUUUCUUGGAAGUUUUCUAGUGAAAUCUUCCAUACAGCUGUUACUGCAUUUAGAGUAUCAUUAAUCAUUGAAGAUGUUGUCAGAAAAUGAAUCAUGUAUAAGUCAAAAUCAUUUACUGGUUAAUAAUUAAAACAAUGUUUAAUCAUGAAUAUAAUGCAUAUGUUAUGAUUGAUAAUUCAAACUCAUUAAAGCAUUACUAUUAAAUUCAAAAAUUUUGACAAUUUUAACAAACUUGAAGAAAAAAAUAAUUAUGGUUGAUAAAUUUUUUGUAUUUAUUUACAAUUUUGUUUUAAACCUCUGUGCUUAUUUUUUCUUAUUGAAAAUAGUUUUUUUUGUUUAAUAAGAAAAAAAUCAGCUCAGAAUAACUUUUUGAAAUAAACCUGGCAUUACAAGUACAAAUGAUAUUCUGAUGAAUGUUCUGUGAAAUAGUGAGUUGUGUGAGAGUCGCUGAUCAGGUUAACAAAAGUAUGAAACAGAAACUUCUAAUAACUGAUCUCAUUGACAUUGUUUUGCAUGUUUUGGAAAAUAAAUAUAUUUCAAUGACA
Molecule: messenger RNA, 9653 nt
Organism: Mytilus trossulus (common blue mussel)
Lineage: Eukaryota; Metazoa; Mollusca; Bivalvia; Mytilida; Mytilidae
Exons: 11
Coding region: 136-4839 (1567 amino acids)
Cellular component (GO): nucleus
Source: RefSeq, a predicted model, not a curated record